GUCUGCUUCACUAUUUCAUGCUCUCCUUAUCUGCUUCUCUUUCCACCCAUGGUAAUUGAGGGUGGCUGUAGGCCAGUAAAAGUCCGGAGUGAGAAGGGGGGGGUGGAGAGGAAGAGGGACAGAAACAGAGGAGACAGAGAGCUGCUGGAAAGGGCAGGCUUUCAUUCAGCAGAGAAACAUGUGCACUUCUCCCGAAAUUCAGUUUCUGUAAUCCCAGGGCUGUGAACAGUAUUGAUCACUGGCUCUCAAUGGAUUAACGGGAAUCCGCACAAAGGGCUUGGACACUUACUGGUGCACAAUUGGAACUUGGUACUGCUGCAUAAUGGGUUACAAAGCGACAUCCAUGCAUUGUGUCUUAAGAUGCCUGUGCUUCAUGCUUCUCCAUUUGUUUAGUGCAGCUCAAGAUGAAGACAUAAGAAGUUGUAGGACUGCACCAUGUGAUUUGGUCUUUAUUCUAGAUGGCUCGUGGAGUGUUGAAGAUGUCAGUUUUGAAUUAGUAAAGCGAUGGCUUGUCAACAUAACAACAAGCUUCAACAUUGGACAGAAGUUUACCCAGGUUGGAGUCGUCCAAUACAGCGAUGACCCCGUUUUAGAGAUACCGCUGGGGAAGUACUCCUCUAACAAAGAGCUCAUCAAAGCAAUGGAGUCCAUUGAGUACAUGGGGGGAAACACAAGGACCGGCACAGCCAUUAAGUUUGCUACAGAAAAACUGUUUGGUCUGUCUGAGCGUGGCCCAUCAGGCAUUUCCAGAAUUGCUGUUGUCCUCACAGAUGGGAAGUCUCAGGAUGAGGUUUUGAAAGCAGCAGAGGCAGCAAGGAAAAAAGGAGUAAUUCUGUUUGCAAUUGGUGUUGGGUCAGAGACAGAAGAGGCCGAGUUGAGGGACAUUGCAAACAAGCCAUUUUCUACUUAUGUGUUUUCUGUUGAGGACUACAAAGCUAUUUCUAGGAUCAUACAGGUCAUACGACAGAAAUUGUGUGAAGAGACCGUUUGUCCAGCAAGAAUUCCAGUAGAUUCCCGAGAUGAGAAGGGUUUUGAUAUCCUUUUACAUUUAAAUUUGGCUAAAAAAGCAAAGAAGACACAAGGGGCAUAUUACGGCUCUAAGGCCUAUGAAGUGACAUCCCGUCUCGACUUGAGUGAAACUACAUGGACCCUUUUUCCUGAUGGGCUGCCUCCAUCAUAUGUUUUUGUGGCCACAUUGAGGUAUAAAGGAUCAGUGGCAGUAGAGGAGUGGGACUUGUGGAGAGUACAGACACGUGAUGGGAAACCCCAGAUGGCGGUCACUCUAAAUGGAGUCGACCGUACUGUCAUGUUCACCACAACUAGUGAAUCACCAAGUGGAACUCAGACUGUUACAUUUUCACAACAGACUGAAAUGCUGUUUGAUGAGAAAUGGCACCAGUUGCGGCUGCUGGUAACUGAGGAAGAUGUUACUCUUCAUGUUGAUGACCUGGUAAUUGAAACCCUAUCCUUGGAGCCCCCUGUCGGCAUUUUCAUCAAUGGAAAAACCCAAGUUGGAAAAUAUGUCAAUAAGGAAACAACAGUGCCAUUUGAAAUACAGAAGCUUCGCAUUUACUGUGACCCUGAGCAGAACAACCGAGAGACUGCAUGUGAAAUACCCGGAGUUUGCUCAAACAGUCCUGAUUACACUGAACCAACUCAAGAACCCUGUGUUUGUCCUGCUGGACCCCCUGGACUUCCAGGAAUAAAGGGAGAACAAGGAAGUGCUGGCAAACCCGGUCAGCCUGGACCUGCUGGUGCUGAUGGUAAGCCUGGUAUCCCUGGUAUUAGAGGAAGCUCAGGGCUGCCAGGUCCACCAGGAAUAGAGGGUCCACGUGGGCCAGAUGGGUACAAAGGCGAGCAAGGGAGGCCUGGUGUUUCGGGUGAGAGGGGUAUGCCUGGAUUACCAGGAUCGCCUGGACAACCAGGAGAGAAGGGCUCAAUGGGAUCCCCGGGAAUAGCAGGUUUAUCUGGAAAGCCUGGUCAAGUGGGAGAAAAGGGAAGUAUGGGACCUCCUGGGCCACCAGGUUAUCGAGGAGAACCUGGCCUAACUGGGAGAGACGGAAAGGAAGGAUUUCCAGGGACACAUGGUCAAAAGGGAGAAGCUGGGGCCAGUGGGAUUCCCGGUGUCGAUGGAAGAGAAGGCCAUCCUGGUAUGCCUGGAUUGCCGGGAAAUGCAGGCCUGGAUGGGCAAAAGGGGGAAGCUGGUUUGCAAGGACCCAGGGGCUUCAAAGGAACGGAUGGACCACCUGGUGAGAUGGGUUUACCUGGUGCACCUGGUUUAAAAGGAGCAAUUGGACCCAAGGGGAAUAAAGGCGAAGGUGGAAGUCCAGGUAUACAAGGAAUACCAGGGCCUGCGGGGAGUGCAGGAGAACCAGGAAGUGCGGGUCAGCCGGGGCACUCAGGCAUGCCAGGCCUGAAGGGCAGCAAGGGACAAAGAGGAAAUUCAGGAGAGAGAGGAGACACGGGAAUGAAAGGCGAAAAAGGAGAGCAUGGUCGACCGGGGGCACAUGGCUCUGUCGGUCCAAUGGGACUAAAAGGAGAGAAAGGGACAACAGGGGAACCAGGACAGAGAGGUCAAGAAGGUCAAGCGGGACGGCCUGGACAGAUGGGUCAGACAGGGCUAACUGGUCCCAGAGGGCUGACAGGGAACACAGGUCUACCUGGCCCACCUGGACCUGAAGGAAGAUCUGCAAGUGAAAUGUCGGACAAUCACAUUCGGCAAAUCUGCAGAGAGAUUCUUCAGUCGGAGCUGCCGUUACUGAUGCUGGGCAACCAGCAGACUAGCUGUACCAGAUGUCAAAGUCGGCCUGGAUCUCCUGGUCCUCCAGGUCCACCUGGGUCCCAGGGACUCAGGGGUCUUCCUGGACUUAGCGGCUCCAGGGGACAGCCAGGCCUCCCUGGUCGGCCAGGGCACCCUGGUGUUGAUGGACUGAAAGGAGAACCAGGUUUAGAUGGUGAGAAGGGGAGUCCUGGUCGAACUGCCACUGGAGACCAAGGCCCGCCUGGUCCGCCAGGUCCAAUGGGUCCACAGGGGUACAGUAGGCCAGGUCCUCCAGGUCAGCCUGGAUCCCCUGGUCUAAAUGGAGCAGAGGGUAAAAGAGGUAAUCCUGGCAUCCCUGGUGAGCCUGGGGUGUGUGAUCCAUCCAUGUGCUAUGGUAGCAUGAUGAGGCGGGAUCCUUACAGCAAAGGGCCAAACUAUUGACGUAAUGCAGCGUCACUGCAGGCACCAGUCUGGAGCUGAUGUGGAACAAACAGCCAUUCUCAGGAAGAUCUCAUCUAUACAGUUUUUCUCUAUUGUGGAAACAAAACGGACCUCUUCUAACACCCUUCAUGUGAUCUUAGACAGUCAAUAGAACUAGAUCCCAUCACAUUUUCUCCAUUGGUUUGUAUUAUUAUUCACGUCUUUGAAUAUUCAUUGAUGUUUUAGUGCUGAAAGAAUUAAUAAUUGGUUCCAUUUAAUGUCUCUCAUUUGAGCACCUUGAACUCAUGUACUAAAUGUAUCUCUGGAGCUCUCUCGUGCUGGUAUAUUUCCCCCAUAUUGCCCCCUGGUGUUGUUUUGUUGCAUGUUGCUCUCAAAAUUUUCACUGCACAUUGGUUGGUUGCUAUAUGUUCCAUUAAAAAGACAAAAACACAUAAAUUCCAUGUUCAGUGAUCAUAAAUGAUGUCUGAAAUUGGCAUGUUUCAGCACAAGACUGUGAGUUUGAUUUCCUGUAGCUGAUUAUGAGGUGCUGUAAGCCUGUGUUCCUAAAGCCUUCAGUUUGACUGUUAAGCACUUAACUCUUUAUGAAAACCUUUUAUGACUGCUAAUAUUCUGUAUCACCCAAGAUAAAUUAACCCCCCCACCCCCAGCCCCCCAAUCACAAUACCCAUACAUUCUUUAUUUUAUUCCAAUUGGGAAGUAAAAUGUUUUCACUUUACAUCUAUGAACAUGCUGACAUUUUAGAUUGUAUGUCAUUCAUGUUCCCAAGGCUUACCUUUCAUUACUGUAGGUAUUUUAUUGUUAUUUAUAAAAGAGUCAAACUGUGUAUUUCAGCAGUGACAUGUCGUAAACAGCUUUUGUAAUUUUAUUAUUUUGUGUUAUUAUUUUGUAUGACUCUUUUUUUUUUACUAGAAUUAAAAUAUCUUAAUGAUUUGUGAA
Molecule: messenger RNA, 4138 nt
Organism: Larimichthys crocea (large yellow croaker)
Lineage: Eukaryota; Metazoa; Chordata; Actinopteri; Sciaenidae
Gene: col21a1
Product: collagen, type XXI, alpha 1
Exons: 29
Coding region: 323-3202 (959 amino acids)
Source: RefSeq, a predicted model, not a curated record